Lepus europaeus (European hare) is the source of this 399-nucleotide messenger RNA. It is a transcript of the gene FABP12, whose product is annotated as fatty acid binding protein 12. Gene Ontology annotation, cellular component: nucleus; cytosol. The record is from RefSeq and is a predicted model, not a curated record. NCBI's taxonomy places the organism in Eukaryota, Metazoa, Chordata, Mammalia, Lagomorpha, Leporidae. Bases 1 to 399 code for a protein of 132 amino acids. Gene Ontology annotation, molecular function: fatty acid binding. The transcript is spliced from 4 exons. Gene Ontology annotation, biological process: fatty acid transport.
AUGGUGGACCAGCUCCAAGGAACGUGGAAGUCCGUUUCUUGUGAAAAUUUUGAAGAAUAUAUGAAAGAACUAGGAAUUGGAAAAGCCAGCAGAAAACUGGGCUCUCUGGCCAAACCCACUGUGACCAUCAGCACAAAUGGAGAUGUGAUCACUAUAAAAACCAAAAGCAUCUUUAAAAACAACAAGAUCUCUUUUAAACUGGGAGAAGAGUUUGAAGAAACUACCCCAGGUGGCCGUAAAACCAAGAGUACAGUGACCUUGGAUAAUGAUGCCAUGAUCCACAUUCAGGACUGGGGAGACAAGGAAACCACCAUCAGGAGAAAGUUGGUGGAUGGGAAAAUGGUGGUGGAAAGUGCUGUGAACAAUGUCAUCUGUACACGGACAUAUGAGAGAGUGUAG